Molecule: messenger RNA, 3257 nt
Organism: Echinops telfairi (small Madagascar hedgehog)
Lineage: Eukaryota; Metazoa; Chordata; Mammalia; Afrosoricida; Tenrecidae
Gene: NXPH2
Product: neurexophilin 2
Exons: 2
Coding region: 1-855 (284 amino acids)
Molecular function (GO): signaling receptor binding
Source: RefSeq, a predicted model, not a curated record
AUGCGCGCGAGUCCGGCGACGGCGCGCAGCUCGGGAGACGCCGCCGCGCCAGCCGGCACCAUGCGCCUGCGGCCGCUGCCCCUCGUCGUGGUCCCCGGCUUGCUGCAGCUGCUAUUCUGUGACAGUCAAAACGUGGUGCAUGCCACCGAGGGGCUGGAUUGGGAAGACAAGGAUGCUCCCGGGACCUUGGUUGGAAACGUGGUGCACUCAAGGAUCAUCAGUCCAUUGCGCCUCUUUGUGAAACAGUCCCCGGUGCCCAAGCCCGGUCAACUGGCCCAUGCAGACAGCAUGGAAAACUUCUGGGACUGGCUGGCCAAUAUCACAGAGGUUCAGGAGCCAUUGGCAAGAACUAAACGGAGGCCGAUAGUAAAAACUGGAAAAUUUAAGAAAAUGUUUGGAUGGGGUGACUUCCAUUCCAACAUUAAAACUGUCAAACUCAACCUCCUUAUCACGGGGAAAAUUGUCGACCAUGGAAAUGGAACCUUCAGUGUUUAUUUUCGACAUAAUUCUACAGGCCUGGGCAAUGUUUCAGUGAGCUUGGUACCCCCUUCCAAAGUGGUGGAAUUCGAAGUUGCCCCCCAGUCUACCUUGGAGACCAAGGAGUCCAAAUCUUUCAACUGCCGCAUUGAAUAUGAAAAAACAGACCGGGCAAAGAAGACCGCCCUGUGCAACUUUGACCCGUCCAAGAUCUGCUACCAGGAGCAGACUCAGAGCCAUGUCUCUUGGCUGUGUUCCAAGCCCUUCAAGGUCAUUUGCAUCUACAUUGCUUUCUACAGUGUUGAUUACAAACUUGUGCAAAAGGUCUGUCCUGACUACAAUUACCAUAGUGAGACCCCAUACUUAUCUUCUGGCUGACUCUUUCCACAGUGCUGGAACGGAGGCCCAUCUGUAUGUAAUCAGAAUGCCCCGGAACCAUGCCCGGCUCUUCAGGGCAAAGGAUCUCUUUUGUCUCUGGCAUUGGACUUAGUUCCCCAUCAGGUUUUCAGAUUUCGAAAAACCAGAAACAUAUUUGCGUGUGAAAUGUGUUUGUUUCAAUCCUAAGCCAUCUAAAGAGUAAAACUGCUUAUAAAACCAUCCCUUUAAUGUAAGAUGGCACAGUUCUAGAAAUAGUAUUAUUUCUCUAAAAGAAGUAUUAAUGGUUCGCAACAUGUGACAAGAAGGAUCCAAAUUAUGCAUGUGAUAAACAUUGCUCUUGAAAUGAGCCUGCCUUUGAAAUGUGUUUUGGAAGGUUAUUUUAAAAAUAGCAGAUUCGAAAAAGGAACUGAAAAGAUUGUAUUGGAUAGAUGAAUUGUGUUUCUGACAUUGAAUUCUUCUUUGAUUGCAGUCUUUUUCUCCACAUCUGUGCUGUUGUGGAUAGGAGAGAUGAAAUGAUAAGACUUGUUUCAAAACCCACGUGUGCAUGUGCCGCGCCACGGUGGAACGAGAUUCAUCCUUAUUUGAGGUGGAGCUGCGGGGGCUGCGAUUGCAACUCUGGGUCUUGUGUUGGUCACCGUCCUCAGAUUUCUUAUCUGAGGAAUAACAUUGGCACAGCGGUGGCAAGGGAAUUAUUGGAAAAGACAAAUAUGGAUAUAUUUUACAUCAGUUCAAUAAUAAGGAAAAUCAUAGGUCAAGUUGUUUUCAGACACAUUUUUUAGACUCUCGUGCCAAAUUCAAGACUGGCAGAUGAUCACAAACCCUAGAAUAUUAACUGCCUGCACCCUCUAAGCAUUAGUUACAUUAGAGUCUAAUGUAUAACUUCCUUCUAUUUAUUUGUCUUUUAAUGCUGUGUGUGUGUGUGUGUGUGUGUGUGUGUUAGACAUCGGAAAUCAAGAAAAGGUGAUUGAUUGUUUCCAAGGUUAGAAUGGGAACGAAUCAGAACAUCAAAAGCAAACUCGGGGUCCUUGUUCGUAGCCGCUCAGAUUCCGCUCUCCUAAGAAAUGGUUCUUGCUGAGUCGACUCCCACUUGUAACGAGUAACCCCACAUGUGUCAGAGUGCAAGUGUGCUCCGGUAGGGUGUUCAGUGGCUGGUUGUUUGGGUGGGGUGUUGGUUACAAGAGUUGGGCCAUGAUCCGCAUAGCCUGAAGUUAGAAACCACCAGGGGCCCCAUCGGAUGAAGACUGAGCUUUCUACUCCCGUAAACAGUUAACUUCGUGGAAGCCACAGGGGGACGCGAUGAGGCAGCACUGGCUCGAGAUGGGUUUGUUUUGAGUUUUUUGGAAGUAGAUGACCAGGCCUUUCUUCGACACCCUUUCUGGAUGAAUCCUAACCUCCAAUCUUUACAGUUAGCUUAUUAAUGGUUUACACCACUCUUGACUCCAAGUUUUUUCUUAGAUUUAGUUAAUUAUUCAAAUGGAGGAUCAAAUUCUAUGUGGAACUAUCAUGUUUGCUAAUUACUAAGUGUUGAUAAGUAAGAUCCAUGAUUCAACUCGGUUUUUCAGAUUAUUUCCAAAUAAUGUUACUUUCCAAAGCGUGAAGAACCCUAGUGGCACAUGGGCUAAGCACAAGGUGGACUGUCCAAAUCCACCAGCGCUCUGUGGGAGGAGAAAGACUGGGUGGUCUGCUCCCGUAAUGAGUUAGUCUCAGAAGCCCUAAGGAGCGGUGGACGCUGUCCGGUAGUGUCACGGGGACUUGAAAUCAGCCAGGUGGCACUGCGUUUGGUGCGCAUUCUAGCCCGUGGUGUUGUGUCGUCUUCUCUGAGGGGUAGUGAGUUGUAAUCCUAUAUCGGAACACGAGAUCCUCUUAUUAAUGCAGAAAAGGGUGUUGGUUGAUCAGCAAAAAGUCUUUUAGAAGAGUCAUAGAAGAGUUAUUCGUUGUGUAAUAGUUGGUCACUCGCUCCCCUCUUCUUUGUAAAAUAUCAAAUGAAGGUGAAACAUUAAAUCUCGGACUAAAGAUAAGUCUUGACCAGCAGAAAUGGUUGAACUGCGUUGUUCAAAGAGGCCACAGCUCCGUUUUCUCUCUCGUGUCUCCAUCCCUUUCCGUUCACUGGUGAUGACCGCACAGUGUUCCAGUUGGUCUGUUGGUCUAAAUCGUACUAGCUUAGUGUGUGGUAGUCACGCGUGAAGUUGUCGCUCUGAACUCAAAGAUGCUGUGGUGAUUUUGUGCUUGGUGAGUGCUAUUUUGAGACACCUUUUUAUUUUCAUCUACAAACAGAAUUAAAAUGUUGCUUAUUGUACAGUAUGUGGGAGCUAGCUAUGUACAUAUACUUAGAAUUUUUUGUGUACAAAGAAAGUAUGUGUACACAUUUCUAUGUAAAUAAAAAGAAUUUGCUAAAUCUGUCA